Molecule: messenger RNA, 813 nt
Organism: Fulvia fulva
Lineage: Eukaryota; Fungi; Ascomycota; Dothideomycetes; Mycosphaerellales; Mycosphaerellaceae
Exons: 1
Coding region: 1-813 (270 amino acids)
Biological process (GO): regulation of transcription by RNA polymerase II; chromatin remodeling
Cellular component (GO): NuA4 histone acetyltransferase complex; Swr1 complex
Molecular function (GO): histone binding
Source: RefSeq, a predicted model, not a curated record
AUGCCAGCAGCAACUUCCAAGCGAGUUAAGGGCUUCGCACUCGAACGCAAAUUCAUCAUCGGCAACGUUGCACACAUCCUCCCUCACCCCGACCAUCCAGACAACCCGGACGAUCCCACACCCCCGGAGUUCACCAAAGGAUGGACUGUCUAUGUGCGCCCCUUACCAAAUGGCCCUGACAUCCGCACAUGGCUCAAGAAGGUGCAGUUCAAGCUCCAUCACACCUACAGGGAAUCGAACGUCACCAUCGAGGCUUCGACCUUGGACGUCGAAGAUCUGAAAAAGGGCAAAGGCUUCGAGGUGAAGCGAACCGGCUAUGGAGAGUUCUCUGUCGAAAUCAGACUCUACUUUGCGCCCGAGGCUGCUGAAAAGGCGGUCUACCGCGAGCACUAUCUUGUUCUCGGCACCUACGGUACUCCAGAACAGAAGGCCAGGCAGGAGCAGGACAACAUCAUCAUCGCCGAGAGGCUUGAAGUCAUCACAUUCAACAACCCUACUCUCGAGUUCUUCAAGCUCAUGACGGAUGAGGAGGAGAACUUUGGCUGGCUGAAGGUCAAGAAGGGACGCGGAAAGGGCAAGAAGCCAGAGUAUGUCUUUGAGGGAGACGUCGAGCCCACUGCGCAACUUCCAGAGAAGCCGCCGGCUGGCUCUGACGGUGAGGCCGGCAAAGGAGGUGCUUGGAGUCAGCAAUUCGAGAAUCAGACCAUAGCAGGCCUCAAGGAUGGUUCGAAGCAACUGGACCAGCUGAUUGCAGAUGAACAGAAGAAGGCGGAGGAGAGGAGGGAAACCAUUGAUGCCCAGCGCGCUGCAUAG